GUUGUUGCUUGUCGUUGGUGCCUGGCGGGUAGCGCCGCUCAGUGCGUAGCGUUGGACACACAGACAUAGAGUAGUCCAUUUCGCUACAUACUGUAUACAUUUGGCGUAGGCCGGUCUGCAUGAUUGCAUAUUACCGGCUCAGCCGAACAGGCGCUACCCCCCACGGGGACGUUCUGUGACGCCUUGCACGAGCCACUUGCCAAACUCGUGCCUUUCCAUCUCAUCUCAUUCGCUGCAGUGCACUGCUGCUCAUUCGCAAGUUCUCGUUGAUAGCAGAGAAUGAGCGUCUCUCUUUCCCAUAUCAAUGAUCAUAAUAUGGCUGUGUCCAGCUGCUGCGGCCGUGAGGAGCCAUCAAAUGGCACUUCCUAUUCUGCCAGCACAGCAGCUGCUGAGCGGAAGCCCGCGGAGGGGGAGCCUGCCGCUGCUGCGAUAGAAGAUGGGGCUGGUGUGGGGAAUAGCAGCCAAGGGGCAGACACGAAAGCGGCCGUGCAGGCCUCAGUACAGCGAUACUAUGGGGAGGUGCUCCAGGACAGCAGUGACCUCAAGACCAGCGCAUGCUGUACGCCAAACGCUCCCCCAAAGCAUGUACGGGAUGCUCUCCGCAAUGUGCCGGACGAGGUGGUCGCCAAGUACUACGGCUGCGGGUCACCCUUACCAGCAGCGGGGCUGCGCGUCCUGGACCUGGGCAGCGGCAGUGGCCGCGACUGCUACCUGGCAGCGGCGCUCGUAGGACCCUCGGGGCGAGUCAUUGGGGUGGACAUGACGGACGCCCAGCUGGCGGUGGCGCGCAAGUACGUGGAGGAGUACACGCAGCGCCUGGGGUACAGCCAGGCCAACCUCAGCUUCCGGAAGGGCACCAUCGAGGACCUCCAGCAGGCGGGCAUUGCGGACGCGUCAGUGGACCUGAUUAUCAGUAACUGCGUGGUGAACCUGUCGCCCGACAAGGCUGCCGUGCUGCGCGAGGCGUACCGCGUGCUGGCGCCCGGAGGCGAGUUCCACUUUUCGGAUGUCUACUGCGACCGCCGCCUGCCCGCUGCCGUGCGCCGGCAUGAGGUCCUCCUAGGGGAAUGCCUUGGCGGCGCGCUCUACGUCAACGACUUCAAGCGGCUGUGCCACGACGUUGGCUUCCUGGACCCGCGCGUCCUCUCCUGCCACGAGGUCCAGGUGACGGACGCGGCCCUGCGGGAGCUGGUCGGGGAGGCGCGCUUCCACAGCGUCACCUACCGCCUCUUCAAGCUGCCCGGCCGGCUAGAGACCGCGUGCGAGGACUAUGGACAGGUGGCCAUCUACAAGGGCAGCAUUCCGGAGAGCGGCGCCGCGUACCAGCUGGACGACCACCACCGCUUCGAGAAGGGCCGCCCCCACCUGGUGUGCGGCAACAGUGCAGCGAUGGUCGGGGAGAGCUGGCUGAAGGACCACUUCGAAGUCCUUGGAGACCGCCUCACGCACUACGGGGCAUUCGAGGCUUGCAAGGAGGACUUUAAGAGCACAAUUUUCGCUCCACAGGGCCUCGGAAACUGCUGUUAG
Klebsormidium nitens is the source of this 1527-nucleotide messenger RNA. The record is from the annotation of a GenBank genome assembly. NCBI's taxonomy places the organism in Eukaryota, Viridiplantae, Streptophyta, Klebsormidiophyceae, Klebsormidiales, Klebsormidiaceae.